AUGUCCGCGAGCCAGACAAGCCCGCCUGGGGCACCGGCGUGGCACUCUUCAAGGAGUGGCAGCUUUUGGUAUGACCUGCUUGUGGGCCCCGGUGGUGCCGCGACUCUUGCAGGGGUCUGUGAAAUCAUUAUCUUUCACCCGUUUGAUACGACGGCGAAGCGUCUCAUGUCGCAUCAGAACGUUGUGCUCGAUGCCACCUCCUUGUCGACAUCUUGGCGACGCUUCCAGCAGGUUUUGUUCGCCGGUAUUGAGAAGGAUAAGGCACCGGGUGCCCCUAUCACCUUCUUGGAUCGCGUGCGACACAUGUACCCAGGCAGCUCCUACGCGGUGAUGUACAAGGUGCUGCAGCGCUUUAUCAAGUUUGCUGGCCAGCCCUACAUGCGGGAUUUCUUAAAGCACAACUUUGGGCAUGUUUUCUUGGGUACUCCGCAGCAGCAGCAGAAGCAGGAGAAAGAAAAGCAACAGAAGGGGUGCGCGCGUAAGAUGAAAUAUGGAUCAAUGGCGCUUGAGGCCACCGCUGGGUGCCUCGUCGGUUUAUGCGAGGUUGUCCUGCUACCGAUUGAUCGGAUGAAAGUGCUGAAUCAGACAAACAAGGGGGCCAUUCAAAACCGUUCCUUCAUUAGCAUCCUACGACGUGAGGGUAUUAUGAAGAUGUACGCUGGCAUCGGUACAACUAUGGUACGCAAUGCUCCUGGCUCUUUUCUACUCUUUGGCGGCACCGCCUGUACGAAAGACUUUAUCUUCCACCUGGAGGACUACAGCGAUGCGACUUUCAUGCAGAAUUUGGUGAGCUCCACCGUUGGUAGCUCCGUCGCCGUGUGGUUCACCAGUCCGAUGGAUGUUGUAAAGACACGCAUUCAGAACAAGAAGUUUGAAGAGGGCCGCGUGACAGGAUGGGGCGUCGUGAAGGACACUGUCCGUCGGGAGGGUGUCAUGGCCUUCUACAAGGGCAUCAUGCCGAAGCUUCUCACCACUGCACCGCGCUUGGUGUUCUCCUACACCAUGACGCAGUACUUUGUAAAGGUUCUGCGUGGCGAGAAGAAGAAACCCUCGUCUACGUGA
Molecule: messenger RNA, 1062 nt
Organism: Trypanosoma grayi
Lineage: Eukaryota; Euglenozoa; Kinetoplastea; Trypanosomatida; Trypanosomatidae
Product: putative mitochondrial carrier protein
Exons: 1
Coding region: 1-1062 (353 amino acids)
Cellular component (GO): mitochondrion
Molecular function (GO): guanine nucleotide transmembrane transporter activity
Source: RefSeq, a predicted model, not a curated record